Molecule: messenger RNA, 2430 nt
Organism: Trichobilharzia regenti
Lineage: Eukaryota; Metazoa; Platyhelminthes; Trematoda; Strigeidida; Schistosomatidae
Source: the annotation of a GenBank genome assembly
GAUAUAAUAUAUAUAAAUGAUGACUAAUCGGGAAUAUCCAUAUCAUACGGAAAUAACAAACCUCCAAUUGAGUUUUAUUCCGGUAAAUGUUGUCACCCCCCAAAAAUUUGCAUGACUUCGAUUUGCUAAUGCUUUUAAACGGCAGAACGAUUAAAAUAGGGGUGGGUUACAAAUCUCAUUAACAUAUAUGUUAAAGACCCCCGGUAAACUAAAGAUUUACUUGAAAAUGAAAAUAUCACUUCGCCUGUCAUUCCGCUGCGUCACUAAUCUCGUGCUCUCCUACUCGCUUUGUUUUGCUCACACUGUUCACAGUUUAUCAAAUUUCGUUUACUAAGUUGGACUCUACUGAAUUUUGGAUUUGUUAAGGAUUUCCAAUGUCUCUACACCGUUCUUCUAAUGGACCUCCACCGGCCAAACCACUUGUCGCUCUUCUAGAUGGACGUGAUUGCACCAUUGAGAUGCCUUUACUGAAAGAUGUAGCUACGGUCGCUUUUUGUGACGCAUCAUCAACCAGCGAAAUACACGGGAAAGUUCUUGAAGAAGCUGUUGGAGCUCUAAUGUGGCAUACUAUUUCAUUAACACGUGAAGAUCUUCAGAAGUUCAAAUCUUUGAAGAUAAUUGUGAGAAUUGGGAGUGGUUAUGACAACAUUGACAUAAAAGCAGCUGGAGAACUUGGUAUUGCUGUCUGUAAUGUUCCAGGUUUUGGAGUUGAAGAGUCUGCGGACACUACCCUUUGUCAUAUCUUGACCUUGUAUCGUCGUACUUAUUGGCUUGCAAAUAGUCUUCAAAUGGGCAAACGGAUUAAUGGACCGGAGCAUUUAAAAGAAGUUGCGAAUGGAUCUGCUCGGAUACGGCGAGAUACACUUGGCAUUGUGGGUUUAGGUCGAGUUGGGACGGCUGUUGCUCUACGAGCUCAAGCUUUUGGAUUUCAUGUAACAUUUUAUGAUCCUUAUCUACCAGAUGGAAUUGAACGAUCACUAGGUAUCGAACGUGUUUACAGUCUACAAGAUCUUUUAUUUCAAAGUGAUUGUGUUACAUUGCAUUGUUCUCUUAAUGAACAGAAUCGUCAUAUGAUCAAUGAGCAUACAAUAAAGUUAAUGAGACCAGGUGCUUUUUUGAUCAAUACUGCUCGAGGAGGUUUAAUAGAUGAAGUAGCGCUUGCAGCUGCUUUAAAAGAGGGUCGAAUUCGUGCUGCUGCAUUAGAUGUAACUGAAACUGAGCCAUUUGUUUGGAGUAAUAGUGCUUUAAAAGAUGCUCCAAAUCUUAUUGUCACACCACAUAUGGCAUUUUACAGUGAAUCAAGUAUGCGUGAAAUGCGUGAAGCAGCUGCAAAUGAAAUUCGCAGAGCUAUAUUGAAUCGUAUUCCAGAUUGUCUUCGAAAUUGUGUCAAUAAAGAAUUUAUGCCGAAUUCUGGUUCAUCAGGAUUUUCUCAUGGUUGUUCCAGCAAUUCUUUGUCAAAUAACAUCAGCAACAAUCCUUUGCUUAAUAAUAGUCAUCUGUCCCUUGCAGCAGGUAUUCCCGGUGUUAAUGCUCUUAAUAAUAGCGUUGCUUCAGGACUAGAAAGCGCCGCACGUGGUUUACAUCCUGCUGCUGCAGCUGCAGCCUUCGGUCUUUCUGCAGGCCUGUUUUCCUCCGCAACAGGCGGAGGCGGUGGCUUGGGGGAGUAGGUGCUAACAGUCUUCCAUUCCCUGCUAAUCUAAUCGGUGGUUCAGGAAUAGGCCUGUCGAAUGCCGGUGGUGGUAUUUUAACUAACAGUGGUGGUCCAACAACAAUUCCAGCCUUACCUCCUCCACCUGCUGUUGCUGCAGCCGCUGCGGCUCAUUUAGCUGGUCUUCCUCCUGUCUCUGCAUAUGCCAAUUUCUUCCCUCCUGGUUUGGCCGCUGGCUUAGGCCUUCCACUUCCUCCUCCACAUGGUCCAUCUUUAGGUAACGUUUCCGGGUCGAUAGGAGGCACAACUACUGGAGCUUCAACGAGCGUCACUACAGGCAGUUGUAGUAAUAAUUCCACUUCUGGUUCAGGAGGUCAAACAGUCAGCUCCCCUUCACCUGCCACCAGUGGAUGCAUUCCCGGUGUAUCCAGCAGUACAUUCGACAGUGUACACGCAAGACUUGCUGCUGCUGCCAGCCUAGUUGCAUCAGGUCUUAACCCGAGAUCUUCAUGAAUUAAUUACUAAUUCUCCUAUUGAUAUCAUCAAUCAAACGGUUUUGUAAAGAAGAACAAACUACUAUUCACUUGUUUUGUUAAACUUGUUAAAACAAUACAGUUGUUUAUUCCUUUUGUCGUGCGAGUGAAUAUGGCAUAUCUCAUAUCCAUCGCAUGUGUACUUCCCUGCAUUAAUAAAAUGUUGUGUUAUGAUUUAUUUUUUAAAUUAUAUAUACAUAUAUAUAUUUAUACAUUCAUUCAGUGUCUUCGAGUUUAUUUAUUUAUUCA